Messenger RNA from Medicago truncatula (barrel medic), 3042 nucleotides. RefSeq names its product alpha-xylosidase 1. Lineage: Eukaryota; Viridiplantae; Streptophyta; Magnoliopsida; Fabales; Fabaceae. Gene Ontology annotation, biological process: carbohydrate metabolic process. The record is from RefSeq and is a predicted model, not a curated record. Gene Ontology annotation, molecular function: carbohydrate binding; hydrolase activity, hydrolyzing O-glycosyl compounds. The coding region runs from base 52 to 2868 and encodes 938 amino acids. The transcript is spliced from 3 exons.
AGAAGUCCCAAAAAUAGUAGUCAAAGGCUGUUACUCACUCCAAAGUGAGCUAUGGUUUUUCUAAGGCAAUUACUUGCUUUCACUCUCUCUUCUUUUCUUCUAACUUGGCUUCUAUGUUUAGCCGUGGAAGCCAACUAUUCUUCUUCCAAAAUUGGUCAAGGUUACCGUUUGAUAUCCAUAGAAGAAACCCCAGAUGGUGCAGUUGUGGGAAUCCUCCAAGUUAAGGAGAAGAACAAUAUUUAUGGCGUGGACAUUCCUCUUUUAAGCUUCUAUGUCAAGCACGAGACUGAGAGUCGUUUGAGGGUACACAUAACUGAUGCAAAGAAGCAAAGGUGGGAGGUUCCCUACAAUCUUUUGCCAAGGGAGCAACCACCACCUCUUAAGUUGAACAUUAAGAGGUUGAAGAAGAAUUCAUUAUCAGUGUCAGAGUACUCAAGCUCUGAGCUUGUUUUCAGUUACACUUCUGAUCCAUUUAGCUUUGCAGUGAAAAGGAAGUCCAAUGGUGAUACUCUUUUUGACUCCAAUUAUUCUAAUGAGUCAGACUCAUUUCGUCCUUUAGUCUUCAAAGACCAAUACUUAGAAAUUUCUACCAAAUUGCCCAAAAAUGCUUCUUUGUAUGGUUUAGGAGAGAACACACAACCAAAUGGAAUGAAGUUACAUCCAAAUGAUCCUUACACUUUGUAUACAACUGAUAUAUCAGCUAUUAACCUCAAUUCUGAUUUAUAUGGAUCACAUCCUGUAUACAUGGAUCUCAGAAAUUAUGGUGGAAAACCUUAUGCACAUGGUGUUCUUUUGUUGAAUAGCAAUGGAAUGGAUGUGUUUUACAAAGGGAACUCUUUGACAUACAAGAUUAUUGGAGGAAUACUUGAUUUUUACUUCUUUGCAGGACCUACGCCUCUGAAUGUUGUUGAUCAGUACACAUCCUUCAUUGGAAGACCAGCUCCAAUGCCUUAUUGGGCUUUUGGAUUCCACCAAUGCAGAUGGGGUUAUCACAACCUAUCUGUUAUUGAAGAUGUUGUUGAGAAUUACAAGAAAGCUAAAAUUCCACUUGAUGUGAUAUGGAAUGAUGAUGAUCACAUGGAUGGACACAAGGACUUUACAGUCAAUCCAGUUAACUACCCACUUCCAAAGCUUUUAAACUUUUUGGACAGAAUACACAGCAUUGGCAUGAAAUACAUUGUGAUUAAUGAUCCUGGAAUUGCUGUUAACACCAAAUAUGGUGUAUACCAAAGGGGUAUGGCUAAUGAUGUUUUUAUCAAGUAUGAAGGUGAACCAUUCAUGGCUAUGGUUUGGCCAGGGGCUGUUUACUUUCCUGAUUUUCUCAAUCCUAAAACAGUUUCUUGGUGGGCCGAUGAAAUUCGCCGCUUCCAUGAACUUGUUCCUAUUGAUGGAUUAUGGAUUGACAUGAAUGAAGUUUCAAAUUUUUGCACCGGAAAGUGUACUAUUCCAAAGGAAAGAUUUUGUCCACUCCAGGGAGAAAAAUUACCAAAUUCAACAUGUUGCUUAGAUUGUACAAACAUCACAAGCACAAGAUGGGAUGAUCCUCCUUACAAAAUCAAUGCUUCAGGAAACGAGAUUCCAAUAGGGUACAAAACUAUAGCCACUAGUGCAGUUCAUUAUAAUGGUGUGUUGGAAUAUGAUGCUCAUAGUCUUUUUGGUUUCUCUGAAGCCAUUGCAACACACAAGGCACUUUCCGAACUUCAAGGUAAAAGACCAUUCGUUUUGUCUCGUUCGACUUAUGUAGGAUCAGGCAAAUAUGCUGCUCAUUGGACAGGUGACAACAAAGGAACAUGGGAGGAUUUAAGAUAUACUAUAUCUACCAUCCUCAACUUUGGAAUAUUUGGCAUGCCAAUGGUUGGGGCAGAUAUAUGUGGUUUCUAUCCAUCUUUCUAUCCAACUUUAAGAUACCCUAUAUCUACUGAAGAGCUUUGUAAUAGGUGGAUUGAAGUUGGUGCUUUCUAUCCUUUCUCGAGGGAUCAUUCAAGUGUCAUUUCCCCUAGACAAGAACUUUACCAAUGGGAGUCAGUAGCUGAAUCAGCUAGAAAUGCCUUGGGGAUGAGGUAUAAGCUUCUACCCUAUUUUUACACAAUAAACUACGAGGCUCAUAUUAGUGGAGCUCCAAUUGCUAGGCCUCUUUUCUUCUCAUUUCCAAAUUAUAUUGAAUGUUAUGGCCUCAGCACUCAGUUCUUACUUGGGAGCAGUUUAAUGAUUUCUCCUGUUCUUGAGCCAGGGAAAACAGAAGUUAAAGCACUUUUUCCUCCUGGAACAUGGUACAGUUUAUUUGAUUUGACACAAGUCAUUGUUUCAAAAGACGGAAACUAUGUGACUCUUGAUGCACCCUUGCAUGUUGUCAAUGUGCAUUUAUAUCAGAAUACUAUUCUUCCUAUGCAACAAGGUGGUAUGGUAUCUAAGGAUGCUAGAAUGACACCUUUUAGCCUCAUUGUGACCUUUCCAGCAGGUGCAAAUGAAGGAGAAGCUAAAGGGAACUUGUUCCUUGAUGAUGAUGAGAUGCCAGAAAUGAAGGUAGGAAAUGGCUAUUCAACCUACAUUGAUUUCCAUGCAAGUGUGAAAGAAGGAACUGUGAAAAUUUGGUCACAAGUUCAAGAGGGUAAGUUUGUUUUGGAUAAAGGUUUAGUUAUUGACACAAUAAAUGUGUUGGGAUUGAAUUAUGGAAGUGGAACAUUAGUUAGUAUUGAGAUAGAUGGGGAACCAUCAAUUGGUGUCUCAUAUGUGAAAGUUAGUACAUCUGAACAUAAGUACUUGUUCAAGCAAGGAGAUGAAGAAAAGAAGACAGUAAUGGUUGGAAUCAAGGGCUUGAAUAUCCCUGUAGGAAAAAGAUUUGCUCUUACUUGGAAGAUGGGAUCAUAAGUUUAGACUAUCUCAUCUUUAUUAUAUCUCAAUGCUAGACUUAAAUUUCUAUGCCCCUAUUGUUGUCUUUUUUUUUACAAGGCCUAUUAUUGUCCUAUCUUCGUGUAAUAAAGCAAGAAUUAUUUUGAAUAACAUUGAGUUUUUUUAAAAAAAAUACAUUUUAUUUGUGACUUA